AUGGCUAUUUUAAAGCAAGAUCGUCGAGGCAAACACGAGAACCAUGCUCAUCUUGAUCCUUUGGUAAAAAAUAGCAUAAGAAAACACUUAGAUUCUAUCCCGAAAGUUGAUAGUCAGUACUGCAGAGCCAAGCGAACAUACAUUGAAGGCGGCAAGACUGUAGCUGAUUUACAUAUAGACUAUGUUGCUGAAUGUAAAAGUAAAGGUUUACCUUUUGGUAAUUAUCUAGCAUAUUACAAUAUAUUUUGUACCGAAUACAAUAUGGCAUUCUUCAAACCCAAAAAAGACCAAUGCGAAACCUGUACAAAUUAUACUAAUGCAACUGAAGAAGACAAACAAAUUAUGAAACAUGAUUAUGAACUUCACCUAAAGGAAAAACAACUAGCUAGGGAUCAAAAAGAUGAGGACAAAAACUAUACUCCAGACAAUUGUAUAGUAUCCGUUUUUGAUCUACAAGCUGCAAUGCCUUGUCCUAAAGGUGAUACGUCGACAUUUUAUUACCUAUCCAAGUUGAACUGCUAUAAUUUUACUAUUUAUGAUAUUAAAACCAAAGAUGUGAACUGUUACGUAUGGCACGAAGGCGAAGCUAAACGUGGAGCUAUUGAAAUUGGUACCUGUGUACUAAAAUACAUUAAAAACCUGGAAGAGACUGCCAAAAAACCACAAAAUUGA
This is a messenger RNA of Parnassius apollo (apollo), 672 nucleotides long. NCBI's taxonomy places the organism in Eukaryota, Metazoa, Arthropoda, Insecta, Lepidoptera, Papilionidae. The record is from the annotation of a GenBank genome assembly.